This is a messenger RNA of Struthio camelus australis, 1679 nucleotides long. RefSeq names its product opsin-5-like. Gene Ontology annotation, cellular component: plasma membrane. The record is from RefSeq and is a predicted model, not a curated record. Lineage: Eukaryota; Metazoa; Chordata; Aves; Struthioniformes; Struthionidae. Gene Ontology annotation, molecular function: G protein-coupled photoreceptor activity. Gene Ontology annotation, biological process: phototransduction; visual perception; G protein-coupled receptor signaling pathway.
GCUGAUGAUGAAAUUUCUGAUUUCCUUGCUGAGAGAAAAUCCAGAGUGCCUUUAACAGACAGAAAGAAGAAUUUAAGCCAUUUUUUAAUGUUGUAUCCUGCUGGGCUUUCAGCUUUGGACUCCUGGGUGACCCGUGGAAUCUUCUUUUUUUUCAGAUGGGCCCAUCUUCUGUUAAUUCAAAAUUCCAGUCCAAAAUAACAGAAGCAGCUGAUAUUGUUGUUGGAAUAUGUUAUGCGCUAUUUGGAGUAUGCUCCUUGUGUGGGAACAGUAUUCUCCUCUAUGUUUCCUACAAGAAAAAGAAUUUGUUGAAACCAGCAGAAUACUUCAUUAUAAACCUUGCCAUCAGUGACCUUGGUAUGACUCUGACGUUGUAUCCUCUAGCUGUAACCUCCAGCCUUUCACACAGGUGGCUGUAUGGGAAACACAUUUGCUUGUUCUAUGCAUUUUGUGGGGUACUGUUCGGGAUCUGCAGUCUGUCAACACUGACGUUACUGAGCACUGUGUGCUGCCUCAAAAUUUGUUUUCCAGCUUAUGGGAGCAGGUUCAGGAGAGAGCAUGGACAAAUCUUGAUAGCCUGUGCUUGGACCUACGCAGCAAUUUUUGCCUGUUCUCCCUUAGCUCACUGGGGGGAAUAUGGAGCAGAGCCUUAUGGCACAGCUUGUUGCAUUGACUGGCAUUCCACCAACGUAAAUGUUGUGUCAAUGUCUUACACUGUAGUUCUGUUUGUUUUCUGUUUUAUUCUCCCUUGUGGGGUAAUUAUCACUUCCUACUCGCUUAUUCUGAGAACUGUGAAAGAAUCCAGGAAGGCAGUGGAACAGCACGUCUCCGGUACCACCAGGAUGAGCAAUGUGCAAACCAUUACUGUCAAGCUGAGUGUUGCUGUGUGCAUUGGAUUUUUUGCCGCAUGGAGCCCUUACGCCAUCAUUGCCAUGUGGGCAGCUUUUGGAUCAAUAGAUAAGAUUCCUCCAUUAGCCUUUGCUGUGCCAGCUGUCUUUGCAAAGUCCUCCACACUGUACAAUCCAGUUGUCUGUCUUCUUCUGAGGCCUAGUUUCCGAAAUACCGUUGUCAAAGAUUUCACAAUUUUUCAGCAGCUGUGCAUCAGGACUUGUUUUUGUGUCAAAGCCCUGCAGAACUAUAGAUCAACUUUGGAGAUCAGCCUGAGAACAUUUAAUGGCAAAAAAGAAUCCAGCUGUAACUCUUUGCAAACCGUGGAAGGGUGUUCUUAUUUCCCCUGUGAAAAGUGCAACGAUACUUUUGAAUGCUUUAGAAACUAUCCAAAAUGCUGCCAGGAGAGGCUAAGCACAGUGGAAUGCACUGCUCAAGACAGCGUGUCCUUGCACAACAGUCUGCAAGUAGAAGUGAGACAGGGCAGUAGGAAGUCUGUAAAGGUGGUUGUGCGGGGAGAAAAAAGCACUGAAACUGAUAACUUGGAAAUCACCUUAGAGACCAUACCCGUGCAUUGUGCAUUUACAGACCUCUAGGGCUGCUUAUCCAAAUUCCUUUGACAGUAGCACCAUUAUACUGCAUUUAUGAAUGUAACCCUUUCGAAAGAGCUCUUCUGCUACCCCAUUUGCUAUACUGUUUUCUUGAUUUUCUCAUGUAUUCCUUGACUGGACACAUGCUACAGCAUGGACAUGUUAUAAAUGCUGUAUGACUCUCACCAUGCUGACUUAAGUAUA